Messenger RNA from Aspergillus versicolor CBS 583.65, 2940 nucleotides. RefSeq lists its product as uncharacterized. Lineage: Eukaryota; Fungi; Ascomycota; Eurotiomycetes; Eurotiales; Aspergillaceae. The record is from RefSeq and is a predicted model, not a curated record. The transcript has 4 exons. Bases 1 to 2940 code for a protein of 979 amino acids.
AUGCCUGACCCAUUCUCCGCGAUUAGCGGGGCAGCUGGCGUGGUGUCCUUGGGCCUUACGGCGUGUCAAGGUCUUGUCGCCUACUACGGCCCGUUCAAAUCAUUCAGCACCGAAAUAGAGAGCUUCGUUACGAGCGUUAAUGGUCUUAGCGCAACGCUGGAAGUGUUGAAGUCUAGGAUCAACCGGCUUCAAAACCCCGUCAACCCAUAUGUAGCCGAUGAACUGCAACUCGUGACCGAUAGAAUCAACGACUGUGAAACUGCCUUACAGCAUCUCUCGCAGACGCUCAAGAAAUGCCAGGGAUACGACAUAGCGGGGAUUAUAACAAGGAAGGGAAAGGCAUUUGCGAGGGCGCAAUAUCCUUUCAAACGUGGGACAUUGGUGUUUCUGACCCAGACAGUUACGGGGUUGCAGUCGAAUUUGGAUAUAGCCUUGCACGCCCUUCACCUUGCAAUGUCGCAUUGCAUACAGGAGCAAAAUAACUCUUUUCUCGCCGUCUCUCAGUCUAUAGCUUCCGAUGUCGCGACCCUCCCACCAUCUUUGCAACAUCUGCACACCAACCAGCAAGAAAUCCUACAGAUAGUAACGAGAAUGCAGCAACUGCAGCUUACGGCCAUUGACCAGUCUACACAAUCAUCCGCUGUAAACAGCGCCAACCGCGAGAUAGCAGCUCACGCUGUCCUCCCAUAUCACCGAGCUCAUACAAACACCCAGUCAGUUGGGAAAGACUGUACCUGCACCAUGACUGGUAGCUGGCUAUUCAGGUCAACCAGCAUACUAUCUGGAAUUCGGGGCCAUCAGUUCGGGUGCCCCAAGUACUAUGAUCGAGAGGUUACUACGGUCGUUAAGGGAAAGUUCACCAUCCUGAACAGGUUUUGGGGGUAUUCAGCUUACAUAGGUGUCCAACUCAUCCGCGAAGACGCUAGCAUUACGAUAAGCCCAACCAUAAAUGUCUGGCCUGUGGUAGACGAUGAUUCGCCCGCAUUCCGGAUUCUGUACGGGAUUGGCAAAUAUGAGAACAUAAACGAUGCGUUGGCAGAGUUGCGCAGUCUAUAUAAUAGCGGGAGGGCUUCGCCAAGGGACACGCUCCCAGAUGGAGAAACCCUUAUUCAUGCUGCUGUACGGAAGCUCCCAUACCUGUCUGGGGCACUUAGGGUUGCGCAGUGUUGCCAAUUCCUCAAAGCCCUCGUGGGAUUAUCUCCCGUUGGCCUCAACCAGCAGUCCAUCUUUGGUGGUACAGUAUUUGACACAUUGCUGUAUAUCGGGACCCGCGGUAUAUUGGAUGAUACAGAUGAUCUCAGUUCCGAUGUCCGCGCAUUGGCGAGUCUCUCCAGAGUACUCAUAGACCAUGGAGCUGUAGUCACGAUCGAGUCCGCAAUCAAGAAGCCAGCCUACUUCGAAAUCUUUUAUCAUCAGUAUUCCGGGCCUAUCCCUAACUACCUGUUUCUCCCUACCGUGAUCGAUGAUUGCGGUGCAGAAGAGUUCCCUUUCUCCAGACUUGAACUAUCCGUGCUCCAGCGAGACGAGGUUGUAAUCGCAGAGAUUCUAGGAAGAAUCGGGCCUGACGAUCGGCUUACUACAAAUGAGAGAUGCGCCUACACAUCGGCAAUUUUUUGGCCGCGCGGGCUGCGAAUUAUGCUGAACUUAUACGUCCCUGAGUCCCUCCAGUUUCUACUUGACGAGGCACUCAUCAGUCGCCAGUUUGAGUCCGCCAAAAUAGUCAUGACCGUUGGCAAAUGUUACAUUUCGAAUUUACUAAUCCAGCGAGCCGCAGAAUACUAUAACCCAGCAAUAUUUGAAAUGUUAGCAGCUAACCUGGCAGAGCAAAGACGGUGCCUUCGCCAGCAGGCUUGCCGGCUUCUCUCACCCAGUACCCUACAUGAUUUGGGGUUGAGCAAUUCAGAGGGUCUCCUUGAUAGUAAGGCCUUCGAAGUGGAAACAGCACUCGGCGACCCGUACGAUGGAAAGUGGUUAGGCUGGGCUGAAAUCCUAACCCGUUAUUGGGCUGGUUCAUCUGUUUACCACAUAAUCGGCUCUAAUGUGGACGCAGCAAAGGCGCUUUACAGUCAGGGAUUCACCGACGUGAACCAAAUGGAUGUUGGUGGGCUAGUGCCAUUAUGUGCAUCUGGCAUCGUGAGUAUGGAUCUCGAUAAGUUCUUGGAAAUGUGCGAAUGGCUCCUCGACAAAGGUGCUUCACUUCACUGCCCACCCUCGCCUCUCCCUUGGCUGUUUACACCUGGACAUAAUGUUGCACACGGUGUUGGCGAAUGGCUCAAGCGUAAAUUACGCUGUACUAGGGACGAUUCUAUGAGUGAGUGGCCCAACAAGUUGGAAAUAUGGAUCCCUGUACUCUCUGAAAUUUGGUUUACUCAAUGUGCAAACCAUUGGACUCUACUGCAGCAGGUAUUCACAGACACCCAACAUCGCGAUGGUUGUUUAUGUGCUUGCAUGAGUAAUGGCUGUUUACCAUUAAACGUAUUCCUGAGGACGGCCUUGCGCGAGUGCUGGCACAUAUUGCACGGCUUCCCAAAUUCAAUUCCUGGAUACAUCGUCGCCGGCAUUUUCGACGAUCAUAGCCCCUCAGCUGCUACCACCGUACGACAAUUGCAUGAUUGCAUAGCGCCCGUUGCGAUUCGUAUGUGCACAUUUGAGACCCUGGGUCUUCGCCAUACCUGCCGAUAUCACUAUGACUUCUAUCCCGAGCUUGGAGAUGUUGAGUUGGACGACAUAGCGGAAGUCCAAGAAGAGGAGCGAUUCCUCAUUAACCAACUAGAGCAACUGGUCUCAGAGUUUGAGAUGAAAUACAGGGAGCUUUGUGUGUCUCUUCCGGAGUUCCUGCGAGGAUACUGGGCUGAGCGAAUGGAAAAGGUGCUCACCGAGGCUUUUGAUGAGGAUGAAGCGCAUGCCAUGGAAGAAGCCGGAGUUGUUUUAGAAAUAUAG